Molecule: messenger RNA, 858 nt
Organism: Canariomyces notabilis
Lineage: Eukaryota; Fungi; Ascomycota; Sordariomycetes; Sordariales; Chaetomiaceae
Product: F-actin capping protein, beta subunit
Exons: 3
Coding region: 1-858 (285 amino acids)
Biological process (GO): cell morphogenesis; barbed-end actin filament capping; actin cytoskeleton organization
Cellular component (GO): actin cortical patch; F-actin capping protein complex; cytoplasm
Molecular function (GO): actin filament binding
Source: RefSeq, a predicted model, not a curated record
AUGGCGAGUGGCGAUCCCUACGACGCAGCGCUAGACCUCCUCCGCCGGCUGAACCCCAAGCACGUGGCCGAGCAUGUCGACAACAUCAUAACGCUGGUCCCGGAGCUGGCCGAGGACCUGCUCUCGUCGGUCGACCAACCGCUGACGCUGCGGCGGUGCAAGCAGACGGGGCGCGACUACCUGCUGUGCGACUACAACCGGGACGGCGACAGCUACCGCUCGCCCUGGAGCAACCAGUUCGACCCGCCGCUGGACGAGGCCGGGCUAGGCGGUGUUGGGGCCGGUGGCAACAGCGCGGGCGCGGGCGGCGGCGCGGUCCCCUCGGAGCGCGUCCGGAAGAUGGAGAUGAAGCUCAACGAGGCCUUUGACGUCUACCGGGAGCUGUACUUUGAGGGCGGCGUGUCGUCGGUGUACAUGUGGAAUCUGGACGACGGGUUUGCUGGCGUGGUGCUACUGAAGAAGGCCUCUGGCCCGAACGACGGCUCCUCCUCGGGGGUGUGGGACUCGAUUCACGUCUUCGAGGCCAGCGAGCGCGGGCGGACAUCCAACUACCGCCUUACCUCGACCGUACUCCUCUCGCUCGCGACCAAGGGCGCCUCGCUGGGCGAGGUAGAUUUGAGCGGUAACAUGACGCGCCAGGUUGAAUACGACCUGCCCGUGGAGAACGACGAGAGCCACAUUGUCAACGUGGGCCGCAUGGUCGAGGACAUGGAACUUAGCAUGCGCAACCUGCUGCAGGAGGUCUACUUUGGCAAGGCCAAGGAUGUCGUGGGCGACCUGCGCAGCAUCGGCAGCCUGAGCGAGGGCCAGCGCGACCGCGAUGCGCAGCGCGAGCUGAUUGGUAGCAUGCGGAGAUGA